AUCCCUCGAGCCAGAAGACGUCGGUUGCUUCACAGAGUACGCCCUUUUCGAUACAAUCCGGCGGGAGACGUGCUGACAAGGCUUCCGAAUAUGUGAGACCUGAGCACGACUGCUUCUACAGCUGUCGAGCAGCAACGACAACCCACGCAUCGUAAAUAAUCCAACAAGAGUAGAGGGAAGGAGGCAAGAGGCCAGCAGGAGGUGCACUAUGUUUGUCGAGACGGUGUCGAGAACAGGCAAUGACAGACUGCCUGAUUGGGCGAUCUGCACGUGGCUGGACGAAGUUUGUCACUGGCGCGGAUGCUUGGACAGUUCGCAGCUUCUGCAGUGCAACCACCGACUGUGUCCUAUCCCUUCUCCCUCAAAAGUGCUCUUCGUGCACCCCCUCUUGUGCUAAAGCUGCACAUCUCAAGCCAUGGCUGAUUAGAACUCUUGAACCAAUAUGUGAUGCCGAGCCUGGUGCACUCGCUGAUUACAUCCUGGCUUUGCUGAAGCACAGCGCGCCAGAAACAGAAUUACGCAAGGAAUUGACCACGCAGCUGGAGGAGUUUCUCGAGAAAGAGUGCACCCCUUUCAUUGAUACACUAUUCACCGCCCUCCGGACAAAAUCCUAUCUUCCCUAUUCCGCCUCUUCUCCGCCACCACCCACAGGUGCUUCAACUAGCACCGGCUCCGCUGACGUUGGGAUCCCCAUACCUUUGGAUGCCCUACUAACGCCCACUGAAUCUGUCUCACCUGGAACUCGAAAGCGUGGUUUCGACUACGAUGAGGAGCUAAGACCUGCGAAAGGGCCACGACUGACCGGCGAUGGCCAGUUUUCCAGAUAUGGCCGGCCAGAUGGGCGACCAGGUUGGAAUGACAGGGGGGAACGGGGAAGUAGAAUGGGAUUGACUGGUCGUGCGGACUACAUGGAUGGAGGCAUGAACGGUGUGCAGAUGAACGGACGUGUGCCAUAUCGUCCAGACCAACGGCGAGGUAUAUGCCGCGAUUACCACAACAAUGGUUAUUGUGCACGAGGUGCAUUUUGCAAAUACAGUCACGGUGACGAUGCUGUUAUUCCCUCCCAGCUUUUCCCCAUGAAUGGAGCCAUGCCUGGUGGCUCAGUCCCUUUCGUCCCUAUGCCUCACGGCGGCAUGCAAUAUGGCAUGCAAGGUGGAACAGGUGGUGCCGCCUACGAUCCUCAUGAACGGAUAGAUAUGCGACCUAUGCCCGGUGGUAGCAUGGGUAUGGGCACCGGUCGACCACAUCACCCGCGAACGCCCCUCUUACCUCGGCAUGGAGAAGCCAGUACUGCGAUUGCACGAAAACCUGGCGAGCUGCCUCAUAUACAGGACCUUACGCCGGAAGUCCCACCCGAGGAUAGGAUGCAGCAAGAUUCUCAAGGCAGUGGUUAUGGAGCUGGGCCAGCCGGAAACGUUCCGAACCUUCCACCGAUCCCUACGAACGGUCUAUUGGCAAUGUCAAUGGGUGGUGAUGUUGAGAUGGCUGGACCGUCUGUGCCAACGCACCAUAUGGGUGGCUAUCGAGGGCCUAGAGGUGGUGGUAGAGGGACAUUCGGAGGCGACGCCAUUAACUUCCGUCCUGAACGACGGAACGACAAGACGUUGGUUGUGGAGAAGAUCCCGGAAGACAAGCUCAGUCUCGGAGCCGUAAACGAGUGGUUUAAGAAGUUCGGGACAGUCACUAACGUCGCGGUGGAUGCAGUAGGCGGAAAGGCCCUUGUCAGUUUCGCCAACCAUGAAGAAGCGCAUGCGGCUUGGAAGUCCGAAGAUGCUGUCUUUGGGAAUCGAUUCGUCAAAGUGUUCUGGCAUAGACCCAAGGAAGGUCAUGGACAACUGGGUGCUCGUAUGUUGGCAGCGUCCGCGCCGUUGGUGGCGAACUACGCCAAAGAACCAACCCCAUCUACAACAGCCCCUUCCGACGCGAACGGUUCUCCUGUACCCUCUGCUCCAGCACCUUCUCGUAAACCUUCGACUUCGUCUGCGGCCGCAUCAGCAUUGGCAGCCAAGCAGUUAUUGCUUGAGAAGCAAAUCGCUGAGCAGAAAGCCCUGAUGGCUAAGCUCGGGACUGCCAGUGCUGACGAGAAGAAGGAAAUCAUGGCUCGUCUGCGCAAAUUGAACGAGGAGAUGAAGCCUCCGCCAGCCACUGCAACUCCGAUCAAACCACAAUCGCCUGCUCCUCUUACUCCAUCGCCUGCACCGGCUCAAGGUUCGCGUGGAGGAACACCACGAGCGGAGGAACUGAAGAAGAGAGAACUUCUAGACAAGGAACUCGAACUUCAUAAUGCCGCGAACGGGGAAGCCGAAGAGACUACUGAAGAGCUCCAGGCAAAACUUGCGAAGCUCAAGGCAGAGGCGGCGAGUCUGGGUCUUCCAGAUGUGACAGUUGCUCAAGAGAUAACCCAUCAUGCAGCUGGUGCACCGUACCGACCAUAUCGAGGAAGGGGGAGAGGUGGACGGAGUUAUUAUCGUGGUGCUAUGCGCGGUGGUCCACCGAGACCUAGCAUGAAGUUGGAUAACCGUCCCAAGAAGCUUCUUGUCAAGGGUGCUAGUACCGCACAAGUCCAAGCGGUGCGGGAUUGGUAUGAGACUACUGGCCAAGUUGAAUCACUGGAUACUACGGAAGGCGGCGACAUCCUCGUUUCAUUCAAAUCUCGCGCCGCUGCGGAACAGGGUUUGGCUAAAGGCACCAGUAUCGCAACCGUCGGUCCCGUUCAGAUCUCUUGGUACACCGGGCAGCAACAGAGUGGCACCUCAUCUAUUCAGAAAACUCCUACACCAGGACCUAUCGAGCAACCGACCACUACUAAAGCUCCUGAGAGUGGGCCGACAGUUCCCCCUUCGUCGGAGACGACAGAAGAUGCACAUGUACAUCACACACAUGAGGAGGAACUGGCUAGAGGGUGGGGUGGGGAUGAUGGCGAAGAUGGAUUUGGAAUGCUAUAAUCGACCCUCAUAAUAUCCGUUCCUCUGAAUUUGUUUUUCAUCUUUGUGCUUCAAUUGCCGCCCAUUGUCACUGUAUACUGUUUUUGUCUUACUACAGUUCCAUUCCUUGCUCAAGCAUCAUCAAACCUCCGCUAACAAUACAGGAGGAAAAGAGCUUUUCACUGC
Messenger RNA from Somion occarium, 3110 nucleotides. NCBI's taxonomy places the organism in Eukaryota, Fungi, Basidiomycota, Agaricomycetes, Polyporales, Cerrenaceae. The record is from the annotation of a GenBank genome assembly.